AUGCCACCGGAUCUGAAUUCCCUUCCUCUGUCCCGCUCGUCUUCAACCUCCUCCUCGAUUCCGCAACGUAAUAUGCCCGCUCCUGGAACCGGUCCGGCCCCCGUGAACCCGAACACCGCUUCACCAAGGCCUUCCCGUGGCUCAAGCAUAGGUCGACUAUCGGUAUCCGAGCGACGUCGGUCCGCUGCUGGCAUGAACCUAAACCUGAACGAUAUGCAGGGCACUAGUCCAGGAACUAGCAGCGAGCUACCUGUAUCAGACCACCGCGAUCAUCGCAGCUCGAUCGGACAUGCAUUCCGCACAGCCAGCCCAUCCAGCCAUGGCGGAAGCCCCAUCUUCGCAACCGCUGAUCCGCACCAUCAGCGCGCACCAUCGUUAGGAGAGCUACACCAAGAGCUGGAGCAAGAACAGGAAGCACAAGUGCCAGCAAGCCCAAUUGCAUCAAUACCAACAGCAACAGAAUCCGCAAUCAACCGCUGCCAUCGACGACACAACCCCGGCAUCGGAACGGUCGGCUUUCUUCCCCCCGGCCCGGCAGCACCUCCAGCUGGGAACAGAUUAUCGAUCUCUUCUUCAUUCUCAAACCGCCGAAACUCGCGACCUUCAAGUCAAGCGACGUCACCGAACCUGCGGCCGCUAGACUCACGUGGACCGGAGGGCGUGGAGCCAUUCCCGGGGUUGCGGGAUAGUCUCUCUCGGCGCGGGAGCCGGGACGAGAGUGCCUUUUACCAGGCCGAAGCGAGCUCACUAGCCCGAGAAAACGUGCUCCUUCGGCAACGGAUCCGGGAACUAGAGAGACAAAUCGGUGGCUUAACGACUUCCCAGAGUGCGUCGUCUGCAACAACUACAUCGGGUAUUGCGUCCGGGCAAGCGGGGACCGAAACCGCGGACCCGCCUGCCGUGGGUUCAGCGCCAGACGGCAAAGACUGAAAAAG
Messenger RNA from Penicillium crustosum, 935 nucleotides. RefSeq lists its product as uncharacterized. The record is from RefSeq and is a predicted model, not a curated record. The transcript has 3 exons. The coding region runs from base 1 to 930 and encodes 309 amino acids. NCBI's taxonomy places the organism in Eukaryota, Fungi, Ascomycota, Eurotiomycetes, Eurotiales, Aspergillaceae.